AGACGCGUUGGCAAUUUCCUAAACACAGUCGGUCAGUUGAGUUAUCAUCCGAGGCCGGAGCCGGGGAGAGGCGUGUGUGUGUGUCUGCGUGUGUGUUGGAUGUAACACCGGCUGGAACACGACCCGCAGAGACAGAAGAGUGUUGGACACCGAUUUGACAUGAGCAGGGUGCCCUGACAUGGACAAAGAGAUGAUUCCCAAAUUUUCAACAAAGGACGAGGAGGUGGAUUACUGGAAGUCCCAAGCCCUCAAAUACAAGAAAAGCUGCCAUGAUGCUCAGGAGGAGCUGCAGGAGUUCCAGGAGGGGAGCAGGGAGCUGGAGGCAGAGUUGGAGGCGCAGCUCGGACAGGCCGAACAUCGCCUCCGAGACCUCCAGAGUGAAAACGAGAGACUGAAGAACGAGAUGUCCAACCUCAAGGAGAAGCUGGAGCAGCAGUACGCCCAGAGCUACAAACAGAUUUCUAUGCUGGAGGACGACCUGGGACAGACUCGCAGCAUCAAGGAGCAGCUCCACAAAUACGUCCGAGAGCUUGAACAGGCCAACGAUGACCUGGAGAGAGCUAAAAGGGCAACAAUCGUGUCUCUCGAGGACUUUGAGGGCCGUUUAAACCAGGCCAUCGAGAGAAACGCCUUCCUGGAGAGUGAGCUGGAUGAGAAGGAGUCUCUUCUGGUGUCCGUGCAGCGGCUGAAGGAUGAAGCACGAGACCUGAGACAGGAGCUGGCAGUACGAGAGCGAACUACAGACAGGAUGUCGGCACCCAGCUCGCCCACCUUAGACAUCGACAAGAUGGAUUCUGCAGUGCAGGCGUCGUUAUCCCUCCCUGCCACACCUGUAGGAAAGAGCCUAGAGCACCCGUUCAUCAGCCAGAAAGCGUUGACCAACGGCUGUGGCAACUCGUCCCUCACUCCCUCUGCAAGAAUUUCAGCUCUCAACAUCGUUGGUGAUCUCCUGAGGAAAGUUGGGGCUUUGGAGUCCAAACUCGCCGCCUGCAGGAACUUUGCCAAAGACCAGGCAGCAAAAAAGAACUACUCCAAAGAAAACGGCACACUCAUCAACAGCAACGCCACCAAGUUCUCUCACUCUCUACACACCACUUACUUUGACAAAACGACUGUAAACGGACUGGACCCGAGCUCUUUGACCUCCAUGGCAGCAACCAGAGCUGUGUCUCCACCCGGCAUGCUGCCUCUGAGUGUGUGAGGCGUCCCGACCCUCUACCCCAUCCAACCCAACACAAAGACAGAGAGGACACUUGAAAGACCAUUACAUUGUGUGCUAAGUGUGUGUGUGUAUGUGAGUGUGUGUGUGAAACAGAGAGAGAGAGUGUGUGUGUGUGUGUUGUGCCUGUUUGGGGAUUGUGCAUUUUUUUUGAACGUGAGGUGUGAAAGAGGAGGCGUGACUUCACGACGUCUGCAGCUCUGAAUGCAUCUGUGCGUAGGCGAGGACGCUCCUGCCACAUCGUUGCAUGUGCCUAAAGCUGAACUGUACUCUGCUCGUAUGAAUGUCGCUGCACAUGCGUCGCUCUCUACACGUCGACGCUGAAGCGGCGCCGUUAUAUUCUCCCGAGAAAAAAAAAAAACUACUAUCCCCGACAAAAGGUCCUGAACACGGACCACGGCUUCUUUUCUUUUUCCUCCUGUAUUUUUCCACUUAAAUUGCACAGUUAAAAUACUCUCAAUUUAGAAUGUAUGAUAUUUAAAAAGGGAUCUGUUCAUAUUAAUUUAUCUCACGUUAUGCUUUAAAAUGCAAUCUUUCUUUUUUCUUUUGCUAUUUUUUUUUCUCGCAUGUGUGCAAAAUGUACUGUGGAGGUCUGGAGCGGCGCGGCGGGACUCCACGUUCAUGACUGAAGUGAAUGUUGAUCGUUCAAAGCCAUGCAGUGCACUCGUUCUCUCUCGUCGCCGGCUAGUUGCCGUAAUUUAUUUGGAAGUAGUCUCUGUGUUAAAGGGACAGUUCAGCCUUAAAUCAGAAAUAUGUUUUGUUUUUUCCAGAGCACCUGUAGUGCUGUUUAUCCAUCGAGAUUGUUUUGGUGUGAGUUGUUCAGCCGAUAUCGCCAAAACUAGACAGAUAGCAUAAAUAGCAUCACAUGUAACAGGACAAAAUGUGUUGAAUAUUGUUGAGUUUUGGAUUGAGCUGAUUCUUUAAAGUGAUUCUGUCUUCUGGGUUAAAUUUAAAACCUGCACUUACGCUGCUCCUCACAGGUUUGGCUGCAGUCGAGUGUUUUCCUCCUCUCUCUGGAGCGCCGCUGACAUUUCGAGGGAACAGUUUUGCCUUUUUAUUUUUUAAAUGUUCGACGUAUACAUUUUUUAAAAUUAUUAUUAUUAUUAUUUUGAUCUUGUGACAGGCUCAUUUACCUCAUUUUGUUAGUGGAUUCACAACAUUUGGCUUUAUAAAAACUUCCAUUCAAGGAUCCUUUUUGAGGCUGUUGACUGACGCUGGCUGGUCUGAUGUUAGAUUCAUGAUCUGGAGGCCUUCGUGUCCUGCAGCACAUCUGCUGAUAUUAAUGUUAUUUUGACUUCACUCUUGAAGUUGUUUUUUUUUAGCAGGUUGGACAUUGAUUUCACCCCGGAGUUUAGUCUAAAUCCAUUUUGCCCACUUUCAAAGACCAUCAUAAGUUAAAGCCUUUAGUAUUCAUUGUUAUUUAAUAAUAUAAGAUGUCAUUUUUGGGCACUCUUAUGAGCCUGUUACUAACGUGUGCUCUACAGUCGGUGUAUAUAGCUUGUAAGGAUGGUAAUUUUGCCUACCACAUUUGUACAUACUGACAUUUGGCAUUAAAGUCCUAUUUAUUUCAGAUUCUGUAUGGCAUGUCCAGAUAAUGAAUGGUUAAAGCCAUUGUAUUAUGAUAUCAGAUUGUUUGUCAAAAUUGUUUAAUUAAAUAAAGGUUGAGAUGACAAAUA
This is a messenger RNA of Acanthopagrus latus (yellowfin seabream), 2895 nucleotides long. It is a transcript of the gene ndel1b, whose product is annotated as nudE neurodevelopment protein 1-like 1b. The record is from RefSeq and is a predicted model, not a curated record. The transcript has 9 exons. Gene Ontology annotation, biological process: vesicle transport along microtubule; regulation of neuron projection development; mitotic centrosome separation. NCBI's taxonomy places the organism in Eukaryota, Metazoa, Chordata, Actinopteri, Spariformes, Sparidae. Gene Ontology annotation, cellular component: kinetochore; centrosome; kinesin complex. The coding region runs from base 179 to 1201 and encodes 340 amino acids. Gene Ontology annotation, molecular function: microtubule binding.